CCCUUUUAACCCCGCCCUCGGCGAGCUCUCUACGGUGCGGUGCUUCUUCCUCCCUGGUUUCAUGGCAGGAAAGGGUGGGGCGGGGCGAUGAUGCCCAUGGCCCGUCCAAUUUGACCCAUGCCAUCCUGGACCUAUAUCAAUAUCAUACACGCACACAUACUCUACCGCUCCCUCCCACAACCUCGUCCCGGCUUCUGCUUUUCGCUCGCCUGCGGUGGGAGCUUUUCGCUUUGGUUUAGGUGCUUCUUUCCCACCCCCCACUUUCUCCCCCUCUCCCUCCUUCAGUCGUGCGUUGUCACGCACACCAAAAGCUCCUGCCUUUGCCUUAUCUCAGCACCACCCUGCUCGCCCGUAGUGGGAUUUGGUGGGAGCUGCUCUCUGCUCUGCUCAACCUACUUGCCUCCCUCGCGCGCUUCUUUCUUCGCUCCAUUCGUGUUGGUGCCGGGGGCCAGCGUCACUCUCGCCCCGUCACCGCACCGCACCGCACGCACGCACGGCGCUCCUCUCUUCCCUUCCCGGUGGGUGGGUGGGCUCCAAAUCCGGGCGGUUUCUUGGGCGCGGCGAGCGGCGACGGAUCUUUGCGGAAUUCCGGCGGGGGAGGACGGGAGAUGAACUGCGGCCCGCCGGACCAGCUGCCGCCGGCGACGGCGGGAUUCCUCAACCUCAACUGGGACAGCUCCAUGGACGCGUCCGCGGGGGGCCGCCCCUCGCCGGCCUCUGGCUCCGCGGCGGCCACCGAGGGGCUCGCGCUCCACGGGAUCUCGCCGCGGCCGCAGCAGCACUACGGCGCCGGCACGCCGCUCGGCUCGCCCACCAAGCUCAACCUCUCCAUGAUGGGCCAGUACCGCCACCACAACCACCACUACCCGACGCCGCCGCCGCCGCAGGUGGGUGGCCUGCCCACCCUGGAGAACCUCAUGCCCAUGGCCUCCCUGGACCAGUUCCUCGCCGACCCGGGCUUCGCCGAGCGCGCCGCCAGGCUCUCCGGCUUCGACGCCCGCGGCGGCUACGGCGCCGGCCCGCCGCAAUUCGGCCUCCCGGACGACGGCCCCGUCGGCGCGCUCAAGGAGCUGGAGCUCGGGAGCGCCCGGGACGACUCGUCGGUGUCCGAUCCGGCGUCGGCCGGCGCGGGGAUGGCGCUCAAGGGCGCCUCCGACGGCAAUGCGAGGAAGCGGAAGGCCGCCGGCGGCAGCAAGGGGAAGGGCAAGGACGCCUCCGUGUCCACCACCUCCGCCAAGGAUCUCCUCGCCAAGGAGGACUCGGCGUCGAAGCGCUGCAAGUCCACGUCCAUGGAGGACGCCGAGGAGAAUUCCGGCAAGGGGAAGGCCGCGCAGAGCAGCAGCGAGAACGGCGGGAGGAAGCAGGGCAAGGACGGCGCCUCCAAGCUCCCGGAGCCGCCCAAGGACUUCAUCCACGUCCGGGCCCGGCGCGGCGAGGCCACGGACAGCCAUAGCCUGGCCGAGAGGGUGAGAAGAGAGAAGAUCAGCCAGCGGAUGAAGCUGCUGCAGGACCUCGUGCCCGGCUGCAACAAGGUGGUGGGCAAGGCCGUCAUGCUCGACGAGAUCAUAAACUACGUGCAGUCGCUGCAGCGGCAAGUCGAGUUUCUGUCCAUGAAGCUGGCCACGGUGAACCCGCAGCUGGACUUCAACAACCUGCCCAGCCUCCUCGCCAAAGAUAUGCAGCAGCAGUCAUGUGGGCAGCUGCAGCAGGGCUCGUCGCAUUUCCCGCUGGAUGCGUCGGGCGCGCCGCUCCCCUACAUGGGCCAGGGGAGCGGCGACCCUCUCGGCUGCGGCAUGUCCGACGGCGGCGGCAUGGGCGACGAUCAGGGCGCCAUGCACCCGCUGGACCAGGCCUUCUGCCGGCCCAUGGGUUCCUCGCAGCAGCAGCAGCACUUCCUCAGCGACGCCGCCUCUCAGGUUGGGGCUUUCUGGCAAGAUCUGCAGAGCGUGGUUCAGAUGGACAUGGGGCAGAGCCAGGAGAUCGCCACUUCUUCCAACAGCUACGACGCAGGUUCGUUGCAGACGGUCCACAUGAAAAUGGAGCUUUGACAUCACCGCCGGGGAAGAAGCUCGAUCCGACCGGAAUCCUCGACGACGACGACGACGCCCGCUGUACAUAGGGAGAAGCAAAGCCAGUCAGCCGGGCAAGCUUGCCAUCGAUCCACCCAUGGAAGCACUCUGAGAUUCAACCUAGCAGUGUCUUACUGUAGCUUCUAAUUUCCAUACAUGAGUCCCUUCCGGUGUAAUGAUUCUUUUGAACAAGAAAGGGAACCCGGCCGUGCAACAGUAGCGCAGGCUAGCUCUACGUAUCAUCAUCAUCAUCAUCUCCUUUCUUCUUGUGCUAAGCUAGGAGCAAGAUCGAUGGGUACAUAGCGCUGCGCGGUACAUGAAUCCUUGCUAUCCAUUCUCCCUCAAAUGAGAGGGGAUUGCAUUGAAGAUGUGUAAUAGUAUCAUUUGUAUUGCCAUUAUAUAUAAUAUAAUAUGUCUGCAGCCUAUAAUUAUAAAUACCAUUAUUAA
Molecule: messenger RNA, 2516 nt
Organism: Aegilops tauschii subsp. strangulata
Lineage: Eukaryota; Viridiplantae; Streptophyta; Magnoliopsida; Poales; Poaceae
Product: transcription factor bHLH62
Biological process (GO): regulation of DNA-templated transcription
Cellular component (GO): nucleus
Molecular function (GO): DNA-binding transcription factor activity; protein dimerization activity
Source: RefSeq, a predicted model, not a curated record